Messenger RNA from Linum tenue, 906 nucleotides. Lineage: Eukaryota; Viridiplantae; Streptophyta; Magnoliopsida; Malpighiales; Linaceae. The record is from the annotation of a GenBank genome assembly.
AUGACCAACUGUGAAAGGAAGCGGAGGAAACUGACAUCGGUCGACACUUGUGAGCUGUGCAAGCUUGCUCCAGAAACAACCGAGCAUAUACUGCGGCACUGCCCGCAUACCCAGCAGGUAUGGCGUAUACUAAAUCUCUCAGACAAUGUCCUGAAUGUUGGCCUCUGUUUUGCAGAUUGGCUGGCAGCAAAGCUGAAAGAUGCGGACUCUGGAUUACUCUUUGGAGUGGCGGCUUGGUACUUAUGGAAGAGGAGGAACGAGUACAUUUUCCAGCAGAAGCAGACAAAUGAUCAGGUGCUUGGACAAAGAAUCCGGAGCUGGGCAAAUACAAUAAAGCAAGCGCAGGAAAAUGACAAGCAGGUGCACCAAACAACCACCACCAAAACCUUGAGGCAGCUACACUGGACUCCGCCGCCGACCGGUUGGGUAUGCGUUAACACAGAUGGCUCCGUCCGGCAACCAGAAUCUAAGGCGGCGGCAGGUGGCCUUAUCCGCGAUGAACUAGGAAGAUGCAGAGGAGCGUUCACAGCCAACUUGGGAGUCUGCACGAUUACUAGAGCUGAACUGGUCGGAGCCAUUCAUGGGCUAAAGAUGGCUUGGGAUCAAGGACACAAAAAGGUGCAGCUUCUUCUCGAUUCUAUUACGGCUAUCAGGAUCUUGAGUGCAGGAGAGAAACAAAACCAGAGAUAUUACAACAUCACCAGACAGUUUCAGGAACUGAUCAACAGAAAUUGGGAGGUACAAGUCUCUCAUACUUACAGGGAAUGCAACAGAGCAGCAGACUUCCUUGCCAACAAGGGGCAUGAGGUUAGCGUAGGAAACCAUAUUGUUAGUAGUUCGGAUUCAGGUCUUUCCUUUUGGAUCUUGUAUGACUCAAUGGGCAUCGCCCAAGAUCGUUUAAUUUAA